UUGCCUCAAUAAUCUUUAGGAUAAUAGAAUGAAGAAACUGUGAGAAAAAUUGCUCCGAGUGUUACCGAGAUAUCAAAUGAAUAUUAAUUGCACGUAGUGAAAACAAUCCGGAACAAAAAAAAAUGCACUUGGCCACACCUGAAGUGACCUCCACCACCAAUCCGACAUCGAUGGAGCUCAAUGGGAACAGUGGUGGCGGAAUAAACACAGACAGUGUCAAUACGACCAACGGAACCACCGAUGGCACCUCAAAGCAUCAACCACUAACGGCGGAAACUUUGGCGGAGCGAACCAUUGAAGGUCUGCUGGCGGACCAUCCCGGAGAGCUAAUCCGCACCGGAUCACCACAUGUGGUUUGCACCGUGCUUCCGAAUCACUGGCGAUCGAACAAGACACUGCCCGUGGCCUUCAAAGUGGUUGCCCUUGGAGACGUGGGCGACGGCACGAUGGUGACCGUGAUGGCAGGCAAUGACGAGAAUUUUUGCGGAGAGCUACGAAACUGCACGGCCAUUAUGAAAAAUCAGGUGGCAAAGUUCAACGAUCUCCGGUUUGUUGGCCGUAGCGGCAGAGGAAAAAGUUUCACCCUGACGAUAGUGAUAUCGACGGUUCCGAUCCAGGUUGCAACGUACUCAAAGGCGAUCAAAGUGACGGUGGAUGGUCCUCGGGAGCCGCGGUCCAAAAUACGACAUCAGGGCUUCCAUCCGUUUGCAUUCGGACCGCAACGAUUCGGGCCGGAUCCACUGAUGGGAACAUUACCUUUUAAAUUACCAGGGUUUCCACAUCAAUUAGGCGGUAUGGCGGGCCAUUUACAUAUGGCCAACGAUUGGCGGCAGCUCAAUGGUCGGACUGCGGCUGGAUUUCCAAGUUCACAUUUUUUCCACCACCAUGCGGCCACCAAUCCGGCCCAUUUUGCACCGCAUAUGUUGGCCGCCAUCGAUCGCAUUGAGCAACAACACCAGCAGCAACAGCAGCAGCAACAACAGCAACAACUUCAACACCAUCGACAACACCCGUCGGCGGCUGCGGCAACAACGAUGGGAAUGCUCUCAGCGGUAGCCGCAGCAGCCUCCACGUCGGCGUCUACCGUUGGCAUCUUCAACAAUGGACCGGGUGGCGGCAGCGGCGGCGGUGGGGGUGCCAGCAAUAAUGAUGGGGGCUCCGCAAUAAACUCGCCCCGGAUUAGCGAUUCCAAUGAUGUACAUAACACCCUCGGCAACUUCAAUCCCCAUAGCACAACUAGUCCGAAGAGCUCACCGAAUCCCUCCAGCGAUACCCGUCAACGUGUCUCGUCCAAUACGGGUAAUCCUAAACUAUCGUCGGAUGUAGACUAUGAUCGAGAAGAUCUGGAUGACGACAACGAUCAAAUCAGCGUCACUGGUUCUGACCAGGGCAGCACUGGACCAACGGAAAACGACCGACGAAGCCCUCUACUUGGAGGAGCUUUCACAUCACUGAUUCAGAAAAACCAUGCCAAGAUGAAAAGCGGCCUGGACAUUUUCCAGAAUGGGGCGUUCACUGCUGGACCUUAUCCACCCCAAGUUCAGCAACCUCAUCCUCUCAAUCAUGCCCUGGCUGCACAGCUAUUCUUCCAGAAUAAUCUCAUACCUCAACCAAAUCACUGGUUGUACAAUCAACUGUACGGAAAUUACCAAGAGCUCCCCUGGUUCAGACAGUCGCUAUUCGCGAACAACAACAAUAACAACAGCACACCAAACAACGACAGCAAAGACAGCCUGGACUCACCGAAGAGUACCGAAGCCAGCGGGAACAAGCGAUCGAUCACGGUAGUUUCCAGCAACGGCGAAGACGAGGAAGAUUGUUCGCCACGGAAAACGAUCGCCAUCGACGACGAGGAAGACGAGCGGCGGAAAAAUUCUCCAUCCGUUACGUCGACGAAGAGAUCGCCAAGUCCCGAGGUGUCACCGGCUUCCCCCUGUACGGACAGCGUUUCCAGUUUGACGGUCCUGGAAGGUUCGACAAAACUGAGUCGACGCGGUUCCGUGGAUAAGCUGAAUCGCGAGCUGCAGCAAAACUCCAAACACGGCGAUGUGUGGCGUCCUUAUUAGAGAGUGAGGAAUGGAUUGCAACGAAUCAGCUGCAUAUAGAUUUGUAGGUCAAGAAAGGUUGAAUCAAUUGUAGGAAAAUAGAAGCAGAAUUUU
Messenger RNA from Aedes albopictus (Asian tiger mosquito), 2159 nucleotides. RefSeq names its product segmentation protein Runt (gene RunxB). Bases 123 to 2066 code for a protein of 647 amino acids. The record is from RefSeq and is a predicted model, not a curated record. Gene Ontology annotation, cellular component: nucleus. Gene Ontology annotation, molecular function: RNA polymerase II cis-regulatory region sequence-specific DNA binding; DNA-binding transcription factor activity, RNA polymerase II-specific; ATP binding. NCBI's taxonomy places the organism in Eukaryota, Metazoa, Arthropoda, Insecta, Diptera, Culicidae. The transcript has 5 exons. Gene Ontology annotation, biological process: regulation of DNA-templated transcription.